Eucalyptus grandis is the source of this 4759-nucleotide messenger RNA. Its product is annotated as protein OBERON 4. The record is from RefSeq and is a predicted model, not a curated record. NCBI's taxonomy places the organism in Eukaryota, Viridiplantae, Streptophyta, Magnoliopsida, Myrtales, Myrtaceae. Gene Ontology annotation, cellular component: nucleus.
GUCCCCAAUACCUCCUCAAAUCUCGAUCCCAUCACCUCCACGUGUGCAGCGCACACCCCCCCACCCCACGCCGCCCCACUUUGCCCUAAUCGCUCUGCACUCCCCUACCUCCACCACCAUCUCCUUCCUCCCUUCCUUCCUCCCUUCGUCCUUCUCUGGAUCCAUCGCCGUCCCUUCGCCUCCUCCUCCCCGGUCUGGUUGGUUCUCCGUUUCUCCCUCUUUUGACCGGGGUUUCCCCACCUUCGAUUCUCUCCGCCCCCUUUUGCUUUGCGGUGGAUUCCCUCCACCCCCGCCCGCCCCCAUGUUCCUUGCUUCCUCCGAGGUCUAGCAUCCGACUGGGCCCUUUUAGGGUUUCCCCGAAAUCAUCCGCCGCCUCUGCUGCUGCUGCUGCCGCCGCCCAAAGUGAAAUCGGACAUGAUCCCGGUGCUGCGGGUUGCGAUUUGGGAGCCCGUCCUUUGAGCCGUUCCCUUCCAUUUUCUUCUUCUUUGUAGUUUUUAUUUUUUUGGGGUUUUGGUUUGGUUUGGCGGGUUUGAAGCGGUGUCGGAUCAUGAAGAGAUUGCGGUCGAGCGAUGAUCUCGACUACUAUGGCGACAAGAGCCUGUGCAAAGACUCGGCUUCCAAUCGCUCCUCCUCCUCUUCCCACCGAAGCGGCUUCUACUCCCCCAAGCCCGGCGACGCUCCUCCUCGCAAGGUUCUGCUCACCUCCUACUCCUCUCGGUACGACCGGGAUCGGCCCCUCGACGAUGACGCCCGCGACGCCUUGAGGAUCCCCCGCAAGCGCUCCGACCACGAUUUGGAGCGCUACGAUCGCAGGAAGCUGUUGGGCUCGGGGUUUGGCCCCGAUAGGCACGGCGAGAGGAAGGGGCAUGGGGCUGAUUUCGCCGAGAGAGCGGACGGGUACGGCGGCAAUGGUCGCGGAGUUGCUCACCGAUCGGAUGGCUUCUCCGGCCCGAAGAAGGAGUUCCCUAAGGGAUUCCGAUCGGAGAGGGACAGAUCGAGGCGCGAAGGGAGCACUUCGUCGUCCUCUUGGCAGAGAUUCGGGAAUGGUAGCAAAGAAGUUGACGAGGGCAGGAGUUUCAGAGCUGGAUUCAUGGAAGACAGGGAGAGGAAGGCGCUGAGGGAUGUGAAAUCUCCUACGUGGUCGAGAGAUUCCGGGAGUGAGCAAUCUCGAAGAGGUUUUAGAGAUGGAAAAGUGAGGGAGAAAGAGAAGGAGAAGUCACCUAGCGUGUCGCGAGGUGAUUCGGGUAGUGAACAGCAGUCUAGGAUGAGGUCGAGGUCGAGGUCACCGCCGAAACAUCAAGAGGCCGGAGAGGUUAAGGAGAAGGAUAAGGAGAAGGAGAAGGAGAAGGAGAAGGAAAAGGAGAAGGAGGAGGAGAAGGAGAAGGAGAAGUCCCCGAGCUGGUCAAGCGGGAGAUCGCAGAGUGUGGAGACCAAGAAACAAGAGGAGUCGUCGCUAGCUGAGAGUGGGAGUAGUAGUGAAAUGGAGGAAGGAGAGCUGGAACCAGAAGCUGCCGGUGAACUUGGAUCGGCUCCUGAGGUUGGGAGUGGAGGAAGCCCCCAAAAGGCUGUUCAGUUGGAAUCUGGUCAUAGGGAAGUUGUAGAGAUUGAGGGUAGAGCUGAGGCUGCCGAAGAAGUCAACAAGUCCCCUUGUGAGGAAGGGAAGGAUUGCCCUGAAGAAAGUCCAGUUGAGGAGAAGAGGGAACAUACAGAUGAGGCCUCUCAAGAUCAUCGAAAGACUUCAAAUGACGAGAUGAGUGGUAGUAAUGAUGAGGAAAGUGAAACUGAAUCUGAUAGUGCAAUAGUCAAGGAUCGGGAGAUUCUGAAAGGGGAGGAAGAGAGCUGGGGAGGUCACUUGGAGUCUGCAGAGGAAGCCAUUCAAUAUAGGAAGCACUUGCAUGAUGAAGAACCUCCUAAACAAGACAAGGCUAUUGAUCUCCAACUCAAGGAAGAAGAUGCAGACUCACAGGAGUUAAAACUAGGAGAACCGGCAGGGUCUUCGCUGCCUGAUGAUAGUACCGGCUUGGCUGGAGAAAGGCUUGUGCAUAGCUUCAAGGACAAAGGCAAGAGCGUUGCUUUUAUGCCAAUCGAAGUCGCUGAAGUUGCCAAAGAACGCGUAUGGAUUGAAAGAGAAUUUAGAGAUGUUGUGAGUAGCAGGGAUAUGGACAUGGAAGGGCCAAGCACUAGAGGUUUUGAGUUGUUCUCGAGCUCUCCAGUUAGGAAAGCAGAAAAAUCAGAUAAUGCGGGCAUUACUGGGCAGAAAGAUGACAAACUGGGGAUGGAGCAACUCGAUCUCUCUCUGAGCUUGCCAAAUGUGUUGUUACCUAUUGGCGCCACGGGUGACAACACAACCGCCGCUGCUCCUGCUUCCCCUAGCCAAUGCAGAAGUGUGCAGUCCUGGUCUACUUUUCGUACUAACUCAGAAGGCUUUACCCAGUCCUUUUCGGGAUCUCAAUCCUUUUUCCACAAUCCAAGUUGUUCUCUUACUCAGAAUUCAGUAGACUAUGAACAAUCAGUGAAGAGUCGCCCUCUGUUUCAGGGAGUUGAUUGGCAGGCACUAGCUCAGAAUGAGGCGAAGCCUAACGAAGCUCCGGUGUAUCAAGGAUCUCUCAGUAAUGGAAACGGCUCUCUUUACCAGUCUCAAGCCGUGCUGGGCAAUUCAAAUAGUGAUCUCAUCCAAGCCCUGAAUCUUAGGGCUGAGGGAAGUGGUAAAAUGCACAGUGGACUGGACAAGCAACUGAGUUUUAACAAACAGGUGAUGGGAGGGCAGACAAAGCGUCAUGAUGAUGUCAAGUCCCCUUCACAGAGUAUUGGAUCUCAUGAAAUGGGGACGAGUUACGGCUUUGAUAAGAAACAAGCGGCAAGGGAGAAACAUGGUGGUAGCUUAUACAGGAGUGGUAGCCAAAAGGAGCGUGAUCAACAGUUGAUGGAUGGAAGUGGAACUGAAUUUGUUGAGUCGCUCAUUGAGAAGAUAGUUUCAGAACCAUUGUAUGAAAUUGCAAGGAAAUUCCGCGAGAUGAGAGAAGAAUCUUUGGCAUAUUUCAAAGAGAGUAUCCGGGAGUUAAUGCUUAAUAAAGAUAAGCAUCGGCAACUAUUGGCUUUUCGAGAAGCGCUGCAGAACAGAUCAGAUAUUACUGUUGAGAUGCUAUUGAAAUGCCAUCAAACUCAACUGGAUAUCUUGGUUGCUCUAAAAACUGGUCUACCAGACUAUCUUCAACUUCCAUCCAGUCUUCCAUCCUCCGAUUUGGCUGAGAUUUUUCUGAAUUUAAGAUGCAAAAAUGUUUCCUGUCGGAGUGCUUUACCUGCUAGUGGGUGUGACUGCAAGGUUUGUGUAAAGAGUGGCUUUUGCAGUGAUUGUAUGUGCCUAGUGUGCUCCAAGUUUGACAUGGCAUCUGACACGUGUAAGUGGGUUGGUUGUGAUGUUUGUCUUCAUUGGUGUCAUGUGGAGUGUGCCAUAAGGGAAUCUUAUAUUAGGAAUGGACAUAGUGCAACUGGCACCCAAGGAAUGACAGAGAUGCAGUUUCAUUGUGUCGCUUGCAAUCAUCCUUCUGAGAUGUUUGGAUUUGUGAAAGAGGUUUUUCAAAACUUUGCAAGGGGAUGGAACAUUGAGAAUUUUUACAGAGAACUCGAAUAUGUCAAGAGGAUUUUCCAUGUGAGCAAGGACUUGAGAGGGAAACGAUUAUAUGAAGUUGCCGAUCAGAUGAUGGUGAGAUUGGCAAAUAACGCUAACCUUCCUGAAGUAUACAGUUACAUCAUGACUUUCCUGAAUGAAUCCAAUUCAGCUAAAUAUGAUAAAACUCUGGACUCUGGCAUUGAACGAGGGAAAGGAGUCAACAAUGUGGCUGGAGCUAGCCAGGAUAUGUCAUGGGUCACAGGUGCAGUAGUGGAAAGGGUUCCUUUCCAAGGGGAACGUCUAAGCAGUACAAUUCCAAGCCCCAAUAUUGGCCGGAGUGAUCAGCAUGCUUUGGAGUUGGAAUUGCAGAGGAGUGAUAAGAAAGAACCAUUGUUUGAUGAGUUGGAAAGUAUUGUCAGAAUUAAAAAAGCGGAAGCGAAGAUGUUUCAAAAGCGUGCUGAUGAUGCAAGAAGAGAAGCUGAGGGACUGAAACGUAUAGCAGUGACCAAGAAUGAAAAGAUCGAAGAGGAGUACACUGCCCGAAUUGCAAAAUUGCGCUUGGCAGAGGCUGAGGAAUUGCGCAGAAAAAUGGAAGAGCUGCAGGCUUUAGAAAGAGCCCAUCUAGAAUAUUUCAACAUGAAGAUCAGAAUGGAAGCCGAUAUUAAGGAUUUAUUAUUGAGAAUGGAAGCAACUCAAAGAAACCUUGCCCUGUAACAUGAUGUUUGACAGCAUGUCUCUUAGAAGUGUCAAUUCUUCAGGUAAUUUUACCAGCUAAUGGCAAAGACACAUGCUCCCUAGGUUUGUUGGUUUGGAGGCAAACCAGAAUCUGUACGGGGAGUGCAACAUCUCCUCACAUGUAAUUGACCAGUUCCCUUAGUCUAUGCAAGUAGGACUAGGACAUGUUCUAGCUUCCAUCGUCCUCUUUUUGUUAGCACGGGCUUACAAUCAAAUGAUUAGUUUAGGAUUUCUUGAAUGAAGAAUUAUAUAUUGAUAUGUUGUGCAUGCAGUUUACGGAACAAGUUGAAUUGUGAAUUAGGAAAUUGGGUUCCUGGUAAAAGCUCAUUAUGCGUUCGCCGAUUGUUGUUACACUGGCUUGGCAGCGCAGCCGAUGAAUUUUUUAGAUUUCCUAAAUGAACUCGAUGUUUGUUU